AUGCUGCUGCGUCAUGUUUCGCUCGCCGCGGCCGCCGUCGCCAGCGCCAAUGCGCAGAUUCAACUCCGCUGGUCGACCGAUCUCGGGGGAAACGCGAACAGGACUUAUGGCCCCGACGGGCCAUGGCAGGCGCCACUCCUCAAGCUCAACGGCACUGAGAUGCCUCUCUGGCCGGGUGGCUCUGGUAUCUCUGAGAUCCUGACGAAAUCCGUAGGCGGAGAUUACACGCCGCGCGCUGACACCGUCAAGACGGGGACUUCGAGAGCUUGGUCUGAUGGCUGGUUCGCCAGCGCCUUUAUGGGGGCGGGCUGGGCAGGAAUGGAGGCCUCUGACGGCAUGGUCAUCGAUUCGAGGAUGGGAACCAGUCACGAAAUCAAGGUUAACGUGACUUUGGUCGCCGCGACGUCGUGGAACAAUUCUACCACCUCCGACACGACGAUCUACACGCCGACGGUCGGCACACUUGGUCUCGGGCCCAGGAGCGAGAGAGACGUGACAGCCGCCCCAGGGAUCCUCGAACAGCUCAAGGCCUCGGGCGAUAUCGAUAGGACCGCAUUCAGCGUGCAGAUGGGGAGUGCCGCUCUCGGUAUUCCUGGAUCGCUAGUACUUGGCGGGUACGAGCAGAAUAGGGCGCUCGGUCAAGUUGGCACGUUUGCAGUACAGGACUUGAUACCGAUGAUGUUCCUCAGGGAUAUCAUCUUUGAUUUCCAGAUACGGAACCAGUCUUUCUAUCCUAUCAAGUCAAACGUGAGCUUUUGGACGAAUCCAACUGACCUCGGCAUGCAGUAUACCAAGUACGUUGGCGGCGCUGCUGGGUCGGCUGUUGUGGUUCCGAAUCCAGCUUCACCAUACAUUUAUCUACCGCCAGGGAUUUGCGAAGCCAUAGCAGAGAAUCUUCACAUGACGUACCAUAACAAGUCAGGGCUCUACCUCUGGGAUACUGACUUGAGCGCCCAACCAUUCGUCAACCAGUCAGCGUACCUCGGCUUCGUCUUGGCCGACUCGAGCGCAACCAACAUGACAAUCAAAGUCCCUUUCCAGCUCCUCAAUCUCAUAUUGGAGCCACCGCUGGUCGAGCAGAAAGCCAACUACUUCCCCUGCAAAUCCAUCAACUCGAGCUACGGCUUCUGGCAGCUGGGACGCGCCUUUCUCCAAGCCGCGUUCCUCGCCGUCGACUACGAAUCCAACGUCACCUACAUGGCGCAAGCCCCGGGCCCACGCAUGGAGCAGAGCAUUGUCAAGAAGUUUGACGGCUCGGCCAUUAGCACCAACCCGGCUGAGUCGUUCGUCACGACAUGGGGCGAUGCCUGGGAUAAAGGACAAGUUUUCCAAAGCUUCGACACCGGCGAUAAGGGAUUGACAGCUGGAGGCAAGGCUGGCAUCGCAGUCGGGGUUAUGGGCGCAGUCCUUGCUUUGGUAUGGUUCUUGCGCCGCCGAAGAAAGCAGAAGAAUGGGCCCGACUCUCCGCCGGAUGCCGUUGACAAGGCCUUUUUAUGGUUCAACAGAAAGAGAGGCAAAAUUCAGAGGACACAAGUGGCAAGCCAGACGAGUUCGAUGGCCGAGAUUGGAGGAAACGGGGAGAUGCAUACGAGGCAUCGAGCGGAACCAAAGGUUCUGAGGGAAGGGAGCCGCGUCAGCGAGUUGGAUUCGCGGUCGCCUCUCACUGAGCUGGGGACGCCGUUGUCACAUGAGAUUGGCUCAACGAAUCAUCAUCCAGUCAGGCACGAGGCACCGGACGACCACAUGGUAUACGAGAUGCCCGCGAAUUCCGAAAGAACGCAUAAGACACAAUGA
Messenger RNA from Colletotrichum fioriniae, 1794 nucleotides. RefSeq lists its product as uncharacterized. NCBI's taxonomy places the organism in Eukaryota, Fungi, Ascomycota, Sordariomycetes, Glomerellales, Glomerellaceae. The record is from RefSeq and is a predicted model, not a curated record.